This is a messenger RNA of Haliotis rufescens (red abalone), 3073 nucleotides long. RefSeq names its product TBC1 domain family member 20-like. The coding region runs from base 149 to 1372 and encodes 407 amino acids. Lineage: Eukaryota; Metazoa; Mollusca; Gastropoda; Lepetellida; Haliotidae. The transcript is spliced from 9 exons. The record is from RefSeq and is a predicted model, not a curated record. Gene Ontology annotation, biological process: positive regulation of GTPase activity; endoplasmic reticulum to Golgi vesicle-mediated transport. Gene Ontology annotation, molecular function: GTPase activator activity. Gene Ontology annotation, cellular component: endoplasmic reticulum membrane.
ACUUUAUUUUAGGUGAUAUAUGGGAUUGCAGGUGCGUUGUCUGCUUCACGAUAUUCCGUAUGUUACAUUCGAGGCCCUCUGCGUUUAAGAAUAAGCGUUAUUCAUAAGCUUUAAAUUUAUUGAGGAAAUUAAAUCAAAUUCAGUUUUGAUGAGUGACUCGGAGUCUGCCUCUAAAUCAGACGAUUGCCAGAGCAAGGGAGAAGACCGUCAACAUGUAACCGAAAACGGCAAGCCGAAGACCAAGUCAAGAGCUAAAGUGUUCAGCAAGCGUCAUAAAACUCAUGAGAUCCAGAAGGCUCUGUUCAAAGACCCAGUAGAUGUAGCACGCCUCAGACAGCUGUCCAUCAGCAGGGGUGGGCUCAUCAGUGAUGAACUUCGGAGGAAGGCAUGGCCAAAACUCCUGGGAGUUAAUGUCUUGGACAUUGACGAAAAGCCAUCCCAGGAGGUGUUGACAGCUCAUCGGGACUAUGAUCAGGUGGUGCUGGAUGUCAACAGGUCACUCAAACGCUUUCCUCCAGGGAUGGAGGAGUCCCAUCGCAUGGCCAUGCAGGACCAGCUGGUAGACUGCAUCAUGAGGGUUCUUGUCAAGCACGAAGAACUACACUAUUACCAGGGUUACCAUGACAUCUGUGUGACAUUCCUUCUGGUUGUGGGAGAAGACAUUGCCUUUGCCUUAGUAGAAAAACUCUCCCUCAAUCACCUACGAGACUUCAUGGAUGCCAACAUGGAUCGGACCAAACAUAUGUUGAAUUAUCUGUAUCCCAUCAUUCACAAAGCCAAUCCUGAACUCUGCGCGUAUAUGGAAAGGGCUGAGCUAGGCACCAUCUUCAGUUUAAGUUGGCUCAUCACAUGGUUUGGUCACACUGUGAACGACAUAAAGCACAUCGUCCGCUUGUACGACUUCUUCAUCGCCUGUCAUCCCCUCAUGCCUAUCUACCUGGCAGCUGCAAUAGUUCUACACAGGGAGGAGGAGCUGCUAGCCUGUGAAUGUGAGAUGUGCUACCUGCACAGCCUGUUGUCCAAGAUCCCUGAUGACCUCCCGUUUGAACUGCUGAUAGCCAAGGCAGGGGACCUCUACCUCCAGUACCCUCCCACCCAACUAGCCAACGAGGUGGUCAUUAAGUACAGGGAAAGCACCUCGAUAGCCAAGAAAUUACAGCAUGCAGCAAGAAAUCAAAAGCCGGACAGUCUUCUGAAGAGGUUGCGCAAGCAAGGGGCACGGGCGCUGGUCUUCCAAGAUGGCAGGAAUGUCGUUGUGAAAGUUACUGUGUGGACGCUCAGUGCUGUGCUUAGUGCCGCAGUCUUUGCCGUUCUCAAUGCCGCCACAGACUGGGACUGGAUGGACUGGGAUCAUUGGUCGAGUUGGUUCUGAUUGGUUAAUGGCAAGUCAUGUGAUAGAUAAAUUAUUUUAAUUGUUUGACAGUGUUCAGGAAUAGUUUAUUUUGGUUUUACUAUGUAUGAGAAAUUUAUUUGGUGUGAAUGGAAAAUAUGUUUAUAUGAGUUAAGAUGAGUUGUGAUGUUCUUUAUUUUUGGAAGCAUUAUUUGUAGUUUAUGUGGCAUUGGUAUGAUUAAGGCAUCUUAUGUGAAAGUUUUAUUCUCUUAACCUACUAAAACAAAAUGUAUGAAAGACACCCAUGUAUUUCAAAUCAAGAGUUCAUAGAAUUGAGACUGUGUUGCUAAAGUAAACAAAUGUGCCAACAACAUCUUAUAUUAGCUCCGGUGAAUCUGACUUGACAUGUCAUUGCGAUUUUCUUGUCAUAUGGUAAACUAUUUCCAGUGCUCUCAAACAUGAUUUUAAUUAAUGCAGCUGUGGUAUUAAAGAUGUGCUUCACCUGGAUUAUGAUCCUUGGCUGGUCAGUACAAGAGUCUGUGUUUAUUGGCUAGUCAGCACAGGAGUCUGUGUUUAUUGGCUGGUCAGCACAAGAGUCUGUGUUUAUUGGCUGGUCAGCACAAGAGUCUGUUUUUAUUGGCUGGUCAGCACAAGAGUCUGUGUUUAUUGGCUGGUCAGCACAAGAGUCUGUGUUUAUUGGCUGGUCAGCACAAAAGUCUGUGUUUAUUGGCUGGUCAGCACAAAAGUCUGUAUUUAUUGGCGGGUCAGCUCAAAAGUCUGUGUUUAUUGGCUGGUCAGCACAAGAGUCUGUGUUUAUUGGCUGGUCAGCACAAGAGUCUGUGUUUAUUGGCUGGUCAGCACAAGAGUGUGUUUAUUGGCUGGUCAGCACAAGAGUCUGUGUUUAUUGGCUGGUCAGCACAAGAGUCUGUGUUUAUUGGCUGAUCAGCACAAGAGUCUGUGUUUUUGGCUGGUCAGCACAAAAGUCUGUGUUUAUUGGCUGGUCAGCACAAGAGUCUGUGUUUAUUGGCUGAUCAGCACAAGAGUCUGUGUUUAUUGGCUGAUCAGCACAAGAGUCUGUGUUUAUUGGCUGAUCAGCACAAGAGUCUGUGUUUAUUGGCUAGUCAGCACAAGAGUCUGUGUUUAUUGGCUGGUCAGCACAAGAGUCUGUGUUUAUUGGCUAGUCAGCACAAGAGUCUGUGUUUAUUGGCUGAUCAGCACAAAAGUCUGUGUUUAUUGGCUAGUCAGCACAAAAGUCUGUGUUUAUUGGCUGAUCAGCACAAGAGUCUGUGUUUAUUGGCUAGUCAGCACAAGAGUCUGUGUUUAUGCCCUGCAUAACUCACGAUGCCCUCUCACUUUAAGCUGACACUACGUAAUAUGAGUUAAUCAAUUAAUAGUUAAUAAUGGUAUAAUCGAUGGUUAUGAAAAUCAACAUGAUUUAAAAAGUAUAGUUUUCAGUGUAACCGGCAAGGGGAGUCUACAGUUUUUAUUUCAUGUUUUAUAUGAACAUUCUUGAACGUACUCAAGUUUUCAUUUCUGCAUAGAAUGUCCUUUAAUCUGUGCCUUCAACUCAUUAUUUGAUCAUUACCCGUUGCUUACAGACAUAAAUAACCCUGUCUGGGUUCUGGGUUAGAAUUUGCCUAUGCUGGCUGUAAGAGGCAACUGGAUUGGGUGGUCAGGCUCGAUGACUUAGUAAUGUAUUUUCCAAUCUCAUUGAAAUCAGAUCUUAGUUAUCGCUACCGCUAA